Molecule: messenger RNA, 2866 nt
Organism: Pectinophora gossypiella (pink bollworm)
Lineage: Eukaryota; Metazoa; Arthropoda; Insecta; Lepidoptera; Gelechiidae
Gene: Scgbeta
Exons: 4
Coding region: 76-1077 (333 amino acids)
Biological process (GO): muscle organ development
Cellular component (GO): sarcolemma; sarcoglycan complex
Source: RefSeq, a predicted model, not a curated record
ACAUACAUCGAAACAUUUCGAGCUAUUUAUAAUUUUAAUGAUCUUGCGUUGAAAACUAAAGUAAACAGCGUCGAAAUGUUAGGAAACCUUCGCGGAGUUUCGCCGUUAUCCGAAACGAUGUCGGAGGGCACGUUGGAGAGAAACCGCGCAGAGAGAGCACUUAUAACUAAAACACCCGCCCAAAGUCAGGUCUUCCUCAAUAAAUCUAACGUGAAGAAUUAUUCCGAUAAAAAUGGUAAUGAAGUAAGCAAGAAUGUGAGCAAGGGGCGCAAAACGUUUGCAUUUUGGACGCUGGUGUGUCUGCUGUUUAUACUGGCGAUCGGAAAUUUGGUUCUAACUUUCACCAUUUUGGCUGUCUUGAGACUUGGACAUGGCAUGGAAAGUAUGGAGUUCCUGCCGGAGCAUAACGCCAUCAAACUCCUAGGGGAGGCAGGGCUGGAGCACGUCUACAAGAGAGAUGGUCUCCUGGAGAGCUUCCGUGACGCACCCCUGGCCAUCACCAGCGAAAACGGCUCCGUAUUGUUCAACUUGCAGACACGUGUCUCCCGUUCGGACACGAAGCUGGUGGUGAACGCAUCAGGGGUCUUCAUACGAGGAGUGAGCUCCUUAGAGCUGGUGGACCCGGAGACAGGGGACGUGGUCUUCAGCACCAACUCGCCGGAGAUGACCAUACCGGAGGGGGUCAAUAACCUGCACGCUAAGCAAAUCUCGACCAAACGCAUCACGUCCCCAGUCGAUAGUGACUUGCAGCUGCGAACAGAGGCGUCUGCCCACCUCCGUGGCGCCGAGGGCACGCACAUGGAGUCCAAAGAUCUGUUCUGGACUGCCGACCAGGAUAUAUACCUCAAAUCCAUUAACGGGUCCAUAGUUUUGAGUGGAAAAGAGGGUGUGUUUAUAGAUGUAAGGUAUCUACCAAUAGCGUUACCUGUUAACAAGACUGAGAGGUUGGGCUCAGGGCAAUUUAAGGUGUGUGUAUGCAUGCCUCAGGGGAAGUUGUUCAGGGUUGCCGUGCCGACGGGGCAGCGAGUCACCUGUUCACACAUCAACGUCACUGGGGAACUCAACCCUUGUAAUUAACCCUUUCACUGGCAGAGACCAUGGGUCAUUCUUCUUGUAGUUUCGAUGGCAUUCAGAUUUUUUGUAGUAUUUUGCUACCCGGACAGCAUUUUCGGUGGCAUUCAUCAGCUACAGCGUACAGUCAUGAGCAAUAUCAUGUACCCACUUUAGAACCUUGUCGCACUAUCAUAUUUGACAUUUAAUGAGACUUACAGUUUCAUUUAACAGCCUCCGUGGUCUAGUGGUUAGAGCGUUAGGCUCACGAUCUGGAGGUCCGGGUUCGAUUCCCGAUGUGGACAUUGUCGAAAUCACUUUGUGAGACUGUCCUUUGUUUGGUAAGGACUUUCAGGCUUGAAUCACCUGAUUGUCCGAAAAACUAAGACGAUUCCGUGCUUCGGAGGGCACGUUAAGCCGUUGGUCCCGGCUAUUAGUCGUAAAAACACCUCCACCAACCCGCAGUGGAGCAGCGUGGUGGAGUAUGCUCCAUACCCCCUCCGAUUGAUUGAGGGGAGGCCUGUGCCCAGCAUUGGGACGUAUAUAGGCUGUUGAUGAUGACAGUUUCAUUUGUCAAAAAAGUUAAUGUGACAUGGUACCAACCGGUGACCGGUCACGAGCAUUAAUAUGUAUACACUUUGGUACCAUGUCACAUUAACUUUUUUGACAAAUUGAACUGUAAGUCUCACUAAAUGUCAAAUAUGUUAGUGCGACAGAGUCCUAAAGUGGGUACAUUAUAUUGCUAAUAUUAUUCAAUAGGUGGCCACAUUGGGCAUUUGGGGUGCAUGAUUCAGACCACGAUUCUGAGUUAAUAUGAAGUGGAAUUUUCCCUUGUAAAAGUAUGGGACUGAAAAUUAAAAAAAGAACAUUCAUGAAUUUUCCGAUAGGAAAAUCCAACCAACCCUUGAUAUCAACUCAGAAUCAUGGUCUGAAUCAUCCCCCUCAGUAUUCGUUACGAUGUCACUAACACUCUGUAUAAAUAUGAUAUUCUCUAGUCACAAUUUAUAGUAUAAAAUAUACGUACUUACUUAGUAAAACUUUUACAAUUUUUGUUUUUUGUUAAGUAUACUUAUUACAAAAAAGUAUAAUAUAUAAAAAUAUGUCUUUAAAAUGUAUUAGGUAGACGAUAAGCAAUAAUAUUAUUAUUGUAUAAAAUUAAUUAUAUUACAUAUAAGUAUAUCUAAAAAUAAGUAACUAACACAGUUGGCUCGACCAUUAUAGAAGACGAUACAUUGGUCUAACAGAAAGCUCGGUGGAGCAUGGGUCAUGAGCAAUAUAAUGUACCCACUUUAGGACUCUGUCGCACUAACAUAUUUGACAUUUACUGAGACUUACAGUUCAAUUUGUCAAAAAAGCUAAUGUGACAUGGUACCAAAAUGUAUACAUAUUAAUGCUCGUCACCGUACUUAGUACACCUUGAGAUGGAUCAAUCAAUCAAUCAAUCAAUAAUACUUUAUUGCACAACGACAUAUACAAAGGACAUAAACAUAUAAAAAUAAAAACAUAAGCACAAUAGGCGGCCUUAUUGCUAAACAGCAAUUUCUACCAGGCAACCUUAGGGCGAGAGAUUAUGCAUUGGAGCACGGGCUGGUGCAAUAAACAUUAUAAUGAUACCAACAUAACUAAAAAAGAAUGUACUAAAGAAUGCAAUGGAUGUACUUCUGACUACCCCAAUUGGGAUAUAGGCAGGUUUUUACUUUUAAAAUAAAGAUAUUCAUAUCACACAUUAUGUCUAAUAUGUUAUCGAAAUGUAAGAUGCUUUUUGUAAAGUAGUGAAGCAUCAGGCAUAUCGAAUUAUUAAACGAAAUUUCCACAA